Molecule: messenger RNA, 2475 nt
Organism: Megalops cyprinoides (Indo-Pacific tarpon)
Lineage: Eukaryota; Metazoa; Chordata; Actinopteri; Elopiformes; Megalopidae
Product: leucine-rich repeat-containing protein 75A-like
Exons: 4
Coding region: 971-2320 (449 amino acids)
Source: RefSeq, a predicted model, not a curated record
UCAACGCACACGAAAAAAUAGUAGGGGACGAUGAAGAAGAAGAAGGCGAAAACGGGUCGCAAAAAGGGAUCCUAUUUGGAGGAGGAGUGGGCAGGCGUAGUCAACAAAGAUGUUCUCGACCUGAAGGGCUCUUGAGGGAGGUAGACAGAAGCGACAGUGAAAACAAACCGUCACACUUCAGGGCGCCAGCUGACUGGACCGUCUCUCUCUUUUUCCCUCUCUCUCUUUCCCUCACUCCCUCCCUCCCUCUCUCCCCCUCUCACUCUUUCUCUCUCAUCAGUGUAUGCUUCGCUGGUCUCGACUGCAUUUCUCUUCUGGCUGGUCGCCUGUGUGCGUACCCUCCGCCAGGAGCUGGACAGUGGGUGGAUUUACAAAUAUCGAUCGUUGGGAUUUUCGUACUCUUCAGUUGUAUGAUAAAAAGUUUUUUUGUUUCGUUGUGUGUUUCCACUCCCGUCAAAUAUCGGAACUUGUUGCAUCCAGGAGAAAUAGCUUAAAACUUUUGUAUGGUGGGCUUUUUAGCAACCCUGCGAGUGCUUGCGCUCGGAUUAGGAUCCUCAACCGCUGGAGGAAGAAAGCGUCUCUUCUCCGCUCGGGUUAAGACCUCCGCAUGUGCUCUUCAUGAUAAGAAGGGAAAAUAUGCCAUUUUUAAAACUCACAAUUGUUUUUUAGAUACUGUUUUGCUAUUUUGUUGCCAUGCAGUGUAAUUUCGCGGUAAUGCUGUUUGUUAUCAUAUCUUAAUGGGAUGUUGUUUUACUUCCAUGCGCCUGUUAUCAAAACAUUAACAGCCACAUCACCAUAUAGCGCUGCCGUUGUUGCUCAGUAUUUCAUGGACUUACAGCCUUGUCACAGACUGUAACAGAGGCUAUGGUGUGCGAUAAGAUAUAAAUCAAGCUCAAAGAAGAUAAACUUUGCAUGAGCAGGUGACGGAUCGGGUGUACUUUUUCUCUGUACACCUUGUCUGCGACACCCCAUGGGAACCAAACAGACGAAAGGCGCGGGCUCGGAGGCCGGGCCGAGCCCCCAGCACAGCGGCUGGAAGCGGACGCCGACCAAGCAAAGGGGUGAUCUCUUCGCCUCCUUCAUGCUGAGGUCAGGGGACAGGUUCGGCCGCGGCGGACCCCCGCCGCCGUACCAGCGUCGCAUCGGCAUGAUCCAGGAGAUGAUGGUGAUGGCGAAAGAAGGGAAACAGAGCGAGGCGACCGAGCUGCUGAAGACACUCCGACAGGACCUGGGGAUGGAGUCGACGUCUUUGGACGAUGUUCUCUACCGCUAUGCUAGCUUCCGAAGCCUGGUGGACCCCAUCACCCAUGACCUCAUCAUCAGCCUGGCCAGAUACGUCCACUGCCCCAAGACGGAAGGAGAUGCUCUGACUGCCAUGGAGAAGGUGUGCAGGCAGCUGACCUAUCACCUGAGCCCCCACUCGCGAUGGAGACGGCAGGGGCUGCUGAAGAGGAAGCCGCAGGCGUGUCUGAAGGCGGUGCUGUCUUCCCCCCCAUCGGGCGGGACGGUGGAUCUGUCGGGGAUCCCUCUCACCGUGCGGGACAUGGAGCGUCUCUGCUCCCACCUCCAGCGGCACGCCCAGCGGGUCUGCAGCCUGGAGCUGGGCUUCACCGAGCUGACGGACGAGUCCUUCCUGCUGCUGCUGCCCACCCUGGGCGCCCUCCCCCGCCUGGAGACGCUGGCGCUCAACGGCAACCGGCUGACCCGCGCCGUGCUCAAGGAGCUGACCGACGUGCUGAAGGACCCCAGCAGCUUCCCCGCCGUCACCUGGAUCGACCUGGGCAACAACGUGGACAUCUUCUCCCUGCCGCAGCCCUUCCUGGUCAGCCUCCGCAAACGCUGCCCCAAGCAGGGCAACCUGCCCACCAUCCUGGAGUUCGGGGAGAGCCAGGCCAGCGAGCCGGACGGCAGGGGGGCGGGGGGAGGGGACGAAGGGGACGAGGGGGCCAGGACGGAGAGCAUCGAGGAUCUCAGGUCAGACACAGAGGGCGAGGUGGAGGGAGAGGCAGAGGCUGAGGGGAUGGCGGAGGAGAUGGCCGAAUCCGAUAAGGAAGCACAGGGGAAUGGAGAAGAAGCCAUGGAGGAGGGUAGCAAGCUGGCCGUGAGGGAGCCAGCCUGGGUGGGGGGGAAGGAAACAGCUGUUACGCAGGAACAGAGGGAGAGAGAGGGGGGAGAAAGCGUGAAGGAGCAGGAGGAUACUCAGAUAUGCCCCUCUCACCUACCCGGCUCCAGACAAUCGCAGGAGCUCUCUGUGUCCAGGCCGGUGGGCGGAGAGGUGGAGGACUGGGCGACGACGAAGAUUACCGACAAUCAGACCUGAGAGUGUUUGUGGCUGCAUCUGUUCUGACCCAACUGUGACUGCUUAAGAAUGCGGAGAUGGAAGGAGGAGGGAAAGUAGGGAGGGAAAUAAAAGAAGAGAAAUGAAAAAGGAGGGAUGCCUUCUUUUCCCACUCCAGUUUGGACUUGGCACUGUGG